AUGUUCCAUCUACUGCUAUGGGGGAGCUAUCCUACACCAACGCAAUGCGAAGAGCUACGCCAGCGGCUGGCGCAUUAUAUGAAAGAUGUCCCCGACAUCGUGCGCCAGACUAUCUUUAAUCUUCCGUAG
This is a messenger RNA of Penicillium digitatum Pd1, 129 nucleotides long. NCBI's taxonomy places the organism in Eukaryota, Fungi, Ascomycota, Eurotiomycetes, Eurotiales, Aspergillaceae. The record is from RefSeq and is a predicted model, not a curated record.